AUGACGCGACGACCAUCCAACCCGCAAGAUGAGACGACACCGCUGCUCAACUACCACAAUGCUACCGAAGGCGAGGGCCGCUGGUCAUUAGCACGCCGUCGAUCCUCUGCAUUUCUGUCCUUUCUAUCGGAGCCAGAGGACAAGGACGGCGACGAGUACCUCCAAUGGCAGCGCAAACGAGCCCUGAUCUUCAUCCUCGUUCUCAAUACGCUCUACUUUGUCGGCAUCGGCAUCUGGAACUCGUUUGCUGUCGAGCUCAUCCAGACGCUUGCAUGCGCCGAGUACUACUAUCCCGUACAGUCCGAUGGAUCGGUCUUCCCAACGCUUCCCGCGGCAGGGGACCCAUCAGACUUGUGCUCAGUCGCCUGGGUCGACAAACGAACCAACGAAGUGUCGACGUAUUUGGACACAUUCAGUAGUCUGACGAGCUGCAUAAUGUCGCUCGUUCUCGCGAAGGGCGUCCUUCCGCACUUCCGUCGACGAACGAUCGGCAUCGCGUCCGUGGGUUUCACGCUGGUCCUGUACAUUCUUGCAGCCUCGAUCCCGAGCCAUUACUCGUUCGACCCAGCUGUGCCGUCGACGUCCACGCUUCACCCAACAGCUUCGCUCAACCUUCUGCUCGCUCUCUUCGUUGUGGGAGGCUUGGUUGGUGCUCCUCAGACCGCCGUGCCGCUCCUGGCCCAGGUCAUGGCCCUGGACGUUUGCAAGGAGGAUGAAAAGACGUCCGCCUUCGCCCAGGUCUAUGCUACCCAAACGAUCGGCAUGGGCAUCUCGUCGGUGCUGCUUCGACUCAUCCUGCCGGCGUUCGAUCUCAACUUUAGCAUCCUUUACCACACUGGUCCAUUCUCACCCUUCUGGAUGGUCGUCAUCAACUUUGCGAUCGCGUUCGUCCUCGUGGUCCUGUUCCUCCCGGAGACAAAACAUCUGGCUUCUGCAGCACCACGCUCGCGCAGGAGCUCCAUCUCGAGCGAAGGCAGCUUGAUCGACUCGCCAGAGCCUAGCAGAGCAACUCCAACCUCUCCACACUCGGAGUCCUGGAAAACAGCUUCCCUUCAGUCGGUUAAAGACACCCUGAGUCUUUUCGGGUAUCUGCUCCCCUACCAACCGUUUCCAGAAGCCAAGAAGGACUACAAGCUCCCCCUCAUCCUCUGUGCGAUUAUCACCUGCGAUACGAUCACCAUGAUCUGGUCGAACCUGGUCGUCUUUUGCUCGACGCAUCUGCACUUUGGGCCGAAGGAAGUGUCGACGCUGCUCGGCGUGCUCGGGGCGAGCAAGGGUCUAUUCGCAAUGUUCUGCCUUCCUCCGAUCGUCAAGUUGGUACAUCGGGUUGUGAAGAGGAGAAUGCGACAGGAGGCCCUGGCUGCGUCAGUGGAAAGUCUGCCGGACGCAACGACGAGGCUGGUGAAGCGCGAGGAGUCGGUGAUCAAGACCGAUGGGAUCGUUGCUACGGGUUCGCUGAUGUGCGAUUGCUUGGGAUUCAUUGCAAUGGGUAUUGCUGCGUCGCACCUUUCGGUCGCCGGCAUCUACGGCUCCACGUUCUUCCUGCUCUUCGCAUCGGGAGCGUUGCCAUCGGUACAAGCGCUCAGCGUCGACUACUUCCUCGCGCAGGACCGACCCACCGAAGACCCCGUCGCCGCCCGCGAUGCCUUCUUGGGCUUUGUCAACCUCCUAGCGACCGUGAUGCAGACCACCGGUCCGCUUAUCAACAAUGUCAUCUAUGGAUGGUCCAUCGAUCACGCCUUCCCCGCGCUGACGUUCUUCUGGACCGCUACGCUGUCUUUCAUUUCGCUGACGUUUGUCAAUUCGGUCGGCUUCUUCUCAUAG
This is a messenger RNA of Kalmanozyma brasiliensis GHG001, 1824 nucleotides long. Its product is annotated as Major facilitator superfamily. NCBI's taxonomy places the organism in Eukaryota, Fungi, Basidiomycota, Ustilaginomycetes, Ustilaginales. The coding region runs from base 1 to 1824 and encodes 607 amino acids. The transcript has 2 exons. Gene Ontology annotation, molecular function: transmembrane transporter activity. Gene Ontology annotation, cellular component: membrane. The record is from RefSeq and is a predicted model, not a curated record. Gene Ontology annotation, biological process: transmembrane transport.